AUGUCUCACGAGAAACCGGAAACCGAGGAGGUUGUUCAGCUGCAGGAGGGAGAGGGGGUGGGAGCGGAGGAGCAGGCAGCGGUUACCAUAGCUAGUGUCCAGCAAGCAGCAGCCUUUGCAGACCACAAUGUUCAGUACCAGUUCCGGACAGAGAACGCUGGUGGACAGGUGACAUAUCGUGUGGUCCAGGUAACAGAGGACCAUUUGGAAGCAGCAGGAGAUGGAGGAUCGGCAGUCAGUGUAGUGUCCACAGCUGCCUUUGCGAGUGCACAGCAAGCAGUAGCACAGGCUGUCAUCCAGAACCCUUUCAGUAAUGGAGGCAGUCCAGUGGGGGAAACGGUGGGGGGAGAGACACGCUUUGCCUACUUCCCAGCAGCAACUGUCAGUGACGGUACAGCUGUCUCAGUGCAGGCCACAUCUGAUCCGACCCUCACACAGGCUGGAGGCCAGUUUUACGUGAUGAUGAGUCCACCAGAUGUUUUACAGACUGGAACACCACGGACCAUUGCCCCUCGUACACACACUUACUCUACAGACCUUGGUGAACGUGAGAUUCUUCAACACAGCAGAUCAGACUGGAAAAUUGAUGGCCCCCGGGCACCUCGUGACGAGAGAAGAAGAGCACAGCACAAUGAAGUGGAAAGGAGAAGAAGAGACAAAAUCAACAACUGGAUUGUCACACUGUCUAAAAUCAUCCCAGACUGCAAUAUGGAGAGUACCAAAACGGGAGCAAGUAAAGGAGGCAUCCUGUCUAAAGCUUGCGACUACAUUAGAGAACUCCGACAGACUAACCAGAGGCUGCAGGAGAGCUACAAGGAGGUGGAGCGAAUACAAGUGGACAAUGAGCUACUAAGACAACAGAUCGAAGACCUGAAGAAUGACAAUGCACUGCUCGGAGCUCAACUACAACAACACGGCCUGGAAAUAAGUGAAACUACAUCACAGUGACAAAAAAACAACAAAAAAACAUUGUCACAAAUAAAAAAGUGAAAGUGACGUGACAGUCUCAAGUGGAGAAAUAAACCCUCAAUGACUCACUUGCUCGCGCCUCAUCACAGACUUAAGAUGUUUUGCAACUCAAGUAGGGUAUGAAUGCUUAUCUGAUGCACAGACACACAUCCUUCUGACAAGAGACCCUCUGACCGGUUUGAAAAUAACAUCUGCUGUAAGCACAUUUUGUUUUGUCCUUCACCCCCGUGAGAACUCAACAACUUGGACUCAGUUGAUAUGGAAUAACCCUCUUCUGCCAGAAGUAUCCCGCUUGCCACAGGUUUAUGUCUUUAGCUUCAAUCUUGGAUUUGUGAACCAGUUAUUUGCCUGCUCAUGCCUAAUGCUUAUCUUUUGUUCUGUUUGAAACAUUUUGUGGAUUUAAUUUUUGCUACAUCGUGCAAAUGUUACUUCUGUCUCAUAACAUGAAGGUCUUUUUUCGAGGGUUCUUCGGUAUUGUAUUUAUUAGCUUUCAAGAAAUUGCGCAGCAG
Sinocyclocheilus grahami is the source of this 1478-nucleotide messenger RNA. RefSeq names its product upstream stimulatory factor 2. Lineage: Eukaryota; Metazoa; Chordata; Actinopteri; Cypriniformes; Cyprinidae. Bases 1 to 948 code for a protein of 315 amino acids. Gene Ontology annotation, biological process: regulation of transcription by RNA polymerase II. The transcript has 11 exons. Gene Ontology annotation, molecular function: RNA polymerase II cis-regulatory region sequence-specific DNA binding; DNA-binding transcription factor activity, RNA polymerase II-specific; protein dimerization activity. The record is from RefSeq and is a predicted model, not a curated record.